Labrus mixtus (cuckoo wrasse) is the source of this 2501-nucleotide messenger RNA. Its product is annotated as cytochrome P450 2J6-like. NCBI's taxonomy places the organism in Eukaryota, Metazoa, Chordata, Actinopteri, Labriformes, Labridae. The record is from RefSeq and is a predicted model, not a curated record. The coding region runs from base 185 to 1678 and encodes 497 amino acids. Gene Ontology annotation, biological process: xenobiotic metabolic process. The transcript has 9 exons. Gene Ontology annotation, molecular function: oxidoreductase activity, acting on paired donors, with incorporation or reduction of molecular oxygen, reduced flavin or flavoprotein as one donor, and incorporation of one atom of oxygen; iron ion binding; heme binding. Gene Ontology annotation, cellular component: cytoplasm; intracellular membrane-bounded organelle.
CUCCUCUUUGUACAGUCAGAUUGUUUUACCCUACUCUCAACCUGUUCAGUAAUGUGUAGAGUGUAGUCGCUGAGUGAGUAGACCAUCUAUUUAUCAAUAUUUGACAGGAAUUUGUAAACCACAAGUGCUUCAAGUUAGAACAUAGGAAGUCUUCCUCCUGCUGCUGGCCUCUCUCAUUUUAACAAUGUGGCUUUAUGAUUUUUUACUGAGUUUAGACCUCAAGGGGCUAUUUCUGUUUCUUAUUAUUUUCUUCAUAAUAGCAGACUAUCUCAAAAACCGGAAUCCUCCUAAUUAUCCUCCAGGACCAUGGGCUUUUCCGAUUGUGGGGAAUAUUCUCAGUGUGGACAGUGAACAUCCAGACAAGUAUAUUACCAAGCUGGCUGACAUUUAUGGAAGUGUAUUCAGCAUUCGUCUCGGCAGAGAAAAGAUGGUGUGUGUGUCUGGAUACAAGGCUGUGAAGGAUGCUAUCGUGACACAGGCUGAGAACUUUGUGGAUCGACCCCAAAGUUCAGUCGAGGAUAGAUUUUACUCAGGAAGCUCAGGUGGUCUGUUCAUGAGCAAUGGCGAAACAUGGAAGAGACAGCGAAGAUUUGCCUUAUCUACGUUACGUACCUUUGGCCUUGGCAAAAACACCAUGGAGCAGAGUAUCUGUGAGGAGAUCCAACACCUGCAGGAGGCUAUUGAGCAAGAGAAAGGUGGACUUUUCGACCCAGCAAACCACUUUAACAAAGCUGUGUCAAACAUCAUUUGCCAACUGGUGAUGGGGAAACGAUUUGAGUACAGCGACCACAACUUCCAACACAUGCUGAAAUGUCUGUCAGAGCUUCUACAUCUGGAGGGCUCUAUAUGGAGUUGGAUAUAUGAAUCUUUCCCUUCAGUGAUGAAGCACAUGCCAGGUCCUCACAACAAAAUGUUCGACAACUACGACAUCCUGAAAGAAUUUCUCAGUCAGGAGGUACAAAGGCACAAGAAGAACCUGGACCACAACAAUCCCCGGGACUACAUUGACGCUUUCAUCAUUGAAAUGGAAAAACACAAAGAGACCAAUGUGGGCUUCAAUGAGAUCAAUCUGGCUGUGUGCUCUUUGGAUCUGUUCCUGGCUGGAACAGAGACGACCUCCACUACUUUGCUGUGGGCUUUGGUUUACCUCAUCAAUAACCCGGAAAUUCAGGAGAAAGUCCAGGCAGAGAUAGAUGGAGUGAUUGGACAAAGCCGCCUGCCCACUAUGGCCGACAGACCCAACCUGCCCUACACUGAUGCUGCCAUCCAUGAAAUCCAGAGAUAUGGAAAUAUCGUUCCUCUCAAUGCAUUAAGAAUGGCUGCCAAGGACACAACACUGGGUGGUUACUUCAUCCCUAAGGGCACGGCCCUGAUGCCCAUCCUGACCUCUGUGAUGUUUGACAAGACUGAGUGGGAGACUCCAGACACCUUCAACCCUGGACACUUCCUCAACUCUGAGGGAAAGUUGUUGAAGAAAGAAGCUUUCCUUCCCUUCUCUGCAGGGAAACGUGUGUGUCUUGGAGAAAGUCUUGCCAAGAUGGAGCUGUUCCUAUUUUUGGUUGGUCUACUACAGAAGUUUUCAUUCUCUGUUCCUGAUGGAGUUGAGCUUAGCACUGAAGGAAUCACUGGAACGACACGCGUGCCUCACCCAUUCAAGGUUUACGCUAAAGUGCGUUAAACUGAACGACAUCUCCCUGAGUCAUGCAACAUCUAAUCAAAGUUUAAUAGACAAGACAAACGCUUUUUGUGCUGGAAACGCUGAAGACCUCCGUUUCAGAGCCCUUCUUACCAUUGCAUUGUAGCUACUGUAGGUUAGAAAAGUAAACUUCCGCUUCCCUCAGUAAUGUCUGUUAGGUGUGUUUUAGAUAGCUCCAUGUGCAUAAUAUUUGAUUAAAUUCAAGGAAAUAUCACCAAGAAAACAUGAAAACAAUGUAAAAAGUAGUCAUGUACUGACACCAGCAGUAGCUCUACACAUGUAAAUUGUAUUGUUGAAAAAAUGAGUCAGACUAGCGUCUCCUCCACCAUUGUUGUUGAUAAAGCCUGAUGUUGUAAGUGACAUUGAAGUCUGUGGUGCUGUUCCAAAAGUUGUUCUGUUGUCGACUGAAAAAAACAACUCAAAAACAGCUGACGCAGAGGGCUUUUUACCACCCAGGACUCUGAGCUCUAUAAACACUGAACUACAUUUGUUUUGUUUUGAAAACGAGCGCUGCCAGUGCAAAAACUGCUGUCUGUGGACAAAAGCCCUUAAGAACUAAUACUAUAUAUUAUGCCCAAACUCAACCUUUCAUUGUAUUAUGUAUCAUUUGUAUUAAUGCUUCUGAAUAUACAACCUUCUUUUUUUCCUUGUUAUUAAUGACAAAAUGUAUGAAAGCGUCAUGUACUGAUUCUUUUAAACAUGCAUUUACGCUGUAAUGUUUUUUACAAAGUUCUAAAAAAGGUUAAACUCAAGUAAUAAUAUUUACAAGUGAAUAAUAUAAUAAAAUGAUCACAAAAUACACAAA